This is a messenger RNA of Megalobrama amblycephala (Wuchang bream), 2609 nucleotides long. RefSeq names its product serine/threonine-protein kinase pim-3-like. Lineage: Eukaryota; Metazoa; Chordata; Actinopteri; Cypriniformes; Xenocyprididae. The record is from RefSeq and is a predicted model, not a curated record. Gene Ontology annotation, molecular function: ATP binding; protein serine/threonine kinase activity. Gene Ontology annotation, cellular component: cytoplasm. The coding region runs from base 741 to 1544 and encodes 267 amino acids. The transcript has 8 exons. Gene Ontology annotation, biological process: negative regulation of apoptotic process; regulation of mitotic cell cycle; protein autophosphorylation.
GCUUACUAUCUUCAGUCUGCAUCGCUUGUAGUUAGUUGCUCAUUCUGGUGUUUCGUGUGUUUGUCAUUUGAUUCGCGCUUGAGUCACAACAACUUGCAUUUCAUAUAUAUCAUUUAUUGCGCAAUAUACUUAUAUUGCACAAUAUCGCACCAUUUUUUUUAUCUGUACACGACUUAUAUCGGCACAGAUAAAUAACAAACCGUUGAUCUCACAUCUUGCAGUCUACGGUUGCCUAGUUAAGGCUUUCAAAAUUGGCUUAUUUCCUGCAAAAAAGGGAAAAAGCCAACAACACCGACUCAGGUCAGAGUGAAAACCUGGACCAGAGUGAUGAAGUCCCACCUGUGGAGAGUUGGCCUGAUGAUGGUCAGACUUCUCAGGAUAUCACCAGUGACCAUGAAGUCCUUCCUACUGCAGAGGAACCCAUCACUGGUGAUCCUGAAGUCAACAAUGAAUGGAGUCAAGACCCAUCAUUGGAGGAGCCCAUCAGUGGUGACCCCCAAAUCGAUGAUGAUUGGAGUGACGACGUCUUCUAAGUUUUAGUCGGUGAUUUGUCCGAAUGGAGUGCCGACGUCCUCCAAACUCUUAACGCUGUCAUAUGCAAAUUUAAUGAUGACUCCUUCCAAACUCCUGCCCAUGUUGCACCUGACAUGAGUGAUGACGUCGCCGAAGCUUCAGACAGACUAGCUGAGGACACUGUGGCAUCUCAGUUGAGCUAGCAGCGGGAUAAUGAGAAAACAAUUAUGGAAAUCAAUUCUUGCUGCUAUGAAAUCGGCGAUCAACUGGGUAAAGGAGGCUUUGGAACGGUUUUUGCUGCGACGCGUUUGGAGGAUAACCGUCAGGUGGCGGUGAAAUUUGCUUCCAACGAGUAUGCAAAAUAUGCCCGCAUUGACGGUUAUUUCAGACUCAUUCCGCUCGAGGUCGCUCUGCACAUGUAUGCAAAUCAAGGGCCCAGGGUUCCUCAGAUCGUCGAGCUUCUAGACUGGAAGGAUGAGGAUGACCAUUACAUUAUGGUCCUAGAGCGGCCUGUGCCCUGUCAGCCCUUGUAUGAAUUUUUACAGAGCUACACGAGCACCAUGGAUGAGAAGUUGGCACGGAUAAUUAUGGGGGAGGUAGCAUUCGCUGCUCAAAUAUGCUGCCAGCGUGGAGUGUUACACCGAGACAUUAAGCUUGAAAAUCUGCUUAUUAACCCAGACACCCUAGAGGUCAAACUGGUUGACUUUGGGUGUGGUGAUUUCCUCACCAGCGCGGGUUACACGUCCUUUGCUGGCACAGAAAAGUACUGCCCCCCCGAAUAUGAGAUGUACGGCGUGUAUCACGGGGAACCAGCGACAGUGUGGUCCCUCGGGAUACUCCUGUUCUUAAUACUUUUCUGGAAAUUUCCAAGCAGACGAGACCUGCGUAUGAUCACUAAGAACAUCUGGGAAAAUGAUGGCUUGUCACAAGAAUGCUGUGAUUUUAUUCGCUGCUGUCUCCAGAGCAACCCAAGGAAACAGAUUGAACUGGAGAAAAUCGGUCUCCACAACUGGUUUAACGACGUGGAGUAAUGAGGAAAGGGAAAAAUAAAAUAAUGUCAUUCAAAUGACGGGAAGCUCUGCAACGACCAUGUCAGGAACUUGAUGCUGCCCCCAAGUUCCCAGAGUUUAAUUUAGAAAAAGGGCAGGCCAAGGAUGGUUGAGCCACCUGUCAUCCUGCCAUUUCAUUGGCUCUUGCCUGCAACAAGAUCCACAGCAGGGGCUUCAUCUGGAAUGUAUACAUACACGGCAGCAGCUAUCACCCUGUAGCCCAAGACUGGUUGCCGACUAAAGCUAAGCAGGGUUGAGCCUUGGUCAGCACCUGGAUGGGAGACCUCCUGGGAAAAAUGUGUUGCUGCUGGAAGAGGUGUUAGUGUCCUGCAGCAGGGGGUGCUCACACUGUGGUCUGUGUGGAUCCUAAUGCCCCAUUAUAGUGAUGGGGACACUAUACUGUCAAAAAAGCAGAGUUCCUGACUCUCUGUGGUCAUUAAAUUCCCAGGAUGUCCUUCGAAAAGAGUAGGGGUGUAACCCCGGCAUCCUGGCCAAAUUUGUCCAUUGGCUUCUAUCCAUGAUCAUGGCCUUCUAAUCAUCCCCGUACAGUAUACUGUAUAUAUGUAUAUACUGAUUGGCUAUAUAAAUUCACUCCCAGAAUUAUAAAAUAUAUAUAUAAAUUAUAAUAUAUAUAUAUAUUUAUAUAUAUUUAUUUAUUUAUUCAUAAAAAAAUAAAAAAAGAUGCUUGAAUUUAAAUGAUAUUCUCUACGACAGUAUAAUUUAUAACUGCUGAAAGAAAAGUGUUUUGCUGGAUCAUUAAAUGUAUACUCUCCCAGAAGAAACAGAUGAAUAAAGAUGUAGUAACAAAGACAAGGAACAGUAAUAAAGAUGACAUGAAUUCAGAGGUCAGUGGGAGAUAAAGGGACUGACAUUUAAGAGUAUCUACACACAAAAAAACAAAUCUUUUUGAAAUGUAGUUUUAAACACACAUGCCAAUUUUAUAGAAACAAACUUUUAAAUUCACAAUUUCCAAAAAAUGUUUUGAAAAAUGUACAAAAAGUUUGAACGUUUCUAAAAUCAAACAUUUCAAUUUUUAAAAUAAUAAGA